Oreochromis niloticus (Nile tilapia) is the source of this 5277-nucleotide messenger RNA. Its product is annotated as pleckstrin homology domain-containing family G member 3. NCBI's taxonomy places the organism in Eukaryota, Metazoa, Chordata, Actinopteri, Cichliformes, Cichlidae. The record is from RefSeq and is a predicted model, not a curated record. Gene Ontology annotation, molecular function: small GTPase binding; guanyl-nucleotide exchange factor activity. Gene Ontology annotation, biological process: regulation of establishment of cell polarity. Bases 238 to 4452 code for a protein of 1404 amino acids. The transcript has 19 exons.
CGGCAUCAGUUCUUCGCAGUUCUUCAAAGAUGCAGGGUUUAGUUGUCGGACGCAGUACGAGCUGAUAACCUGCAGUUGGGAUGUGUGUGUCUGAGCUGCAUGUGCCAUGUGAAGAGACUAAACUAACGGAUUAACCUGCAUAUUUUCAGCCAGAAACCACAGAAGAAAAAAGGGUUUACUGAGGAUUGUAGUCGCUGGAAGGAGAGAAGUUGGCGAAUUCGCAGAGGCCCGCGUGCCAUGCCAGAGGGGACCCAUUCUGCUCUCCACCAGGGCCCAAUGGGGGAAGAAUCUCCUCAGUUGUCCUCGCCCCUCUCCAACAGUGACCAUGUCCAGGGAGGCCUCGAUUUGGGUCCAUACUAUUGCGGCCAGGUAUGCAUGGAGCCACUGGAUGGAGAGGGUGAACGUCCAGUGAGCCUGGUGUCCUCCCUGUCCUCUGGUUCAUCCCGUGAUAGUCACAGUCUUUUCGGGAGCACAGCAGUCCUUCCUUCCUCCACCACACCGCCUAUUCCAAGUGAAGAGGACAUAGAUUUGGAGCUGAGCCCAGCUGAAGGCACCAGAGAGCAGGCUGGGAACCAGAGUCCCACCCUUUCAGGUUCUAGACAUCGCUGGCAGGAACAGCUGGAGCCCAGGUUGAUCAACAGCCAGUGGAAUAACAACAACGGCACAGCCAACAGGAAAGCGACUGGUGAAAUACUUCACAUCCCCUGUUCGCCUGUCGUCGCGGAUGCCAUGGCGCCCAACCCAAAGCUGACCUAUGUGGACCGGGUUGUCAUGGAGAUCAUGGAGACGGAGCGCAUGUACGUCAAGGAUCUGCGCAGCAUUGUAGAGGAUUACUUGGCUCACAUUAUCGAUAUAGGCAACCUUCCCAUACGGCCAGAACAAGUGUGUGCUCUCUUUGGAAACAUAGAGGACAUCUACGAGUUCAACAGUGAGUUGCUGGAGUCUUUGGACAUGUGUGAAAAUGAUCCCGUGGCUAUCGCUCAGUGUUUUGUAAAUAAGAGUGAAUACUUUGAAAUCUACACCCAGUAUUGCACCAACUAUCCCAACUCAGUGGCAGCACUGACCGACUGCAUGAGGAGUAAAACUUUGGCCAAGUUUUUCAGGGAUCGGCAGGCCGCUCUGAAGCGCUCCCUUCCUUUGGGCUCUUACCUCCUAAAGCCAGUUCAGAGGAUACUGAAAUAUCACCUGCUGCUUCAGGAAAUUGCAAAGCACUUUGACCCAGACGAAGAGGGCUACGAGGUCAUUCAGGAGGCCAUAGACACCAUGACAGGGGUUGCUUGGUACAUCAACGAUAUGAAGAGGAAGCACGAACACGCUGUCAGAGUGCAGGAGAUCCAGUCUCUUCUGAUCAACUGGAAGGGCGCUGACCUGACCACCUACGGAGAGCUUGUGCUAGAGGGCACCUUUCAUGUGCUAAGAGCGAAGAACACCCGCACUCUCUUCCUCUUUGAAAAGAUGCUCCUUAUUACCAAAAAAAGAGGAGAACACUACGUCUAUAAGAUCCAUAUCUUGUGCUCCACCCUAAUGCUACUUGACAGUGCCAAGGAUCCCCUGCUCUUCAGUGUUAUCCACUUCAAGCGUCCCAAGCAGCCUCACACAGUGCAGGCCAAGUCUGUAGAAGAGAAGCGUCUCUGGGCCCAUCACAUCAAGAGGCUCAUACUUGAGAAUCACAGCACCAUCGUUCCACAAAGGGCAAAAGAAGCCAUUCUGGACAAUUCAAACUAUCUGGGGAAGUACCAGUAUAGCCCUGAGAAGCUGAAGAAGGUGGAGUCCUGCCAGCCUGAUGACUUCCAUCUCGAAGGAAGAAAUGGGAGAAGGAGAUCAGAGCCAGCCAAACAAAUCAGAAGAAGCACAAAAGCUGUUUUGAAGCACGCAGACAGUGAGGGGGCACUGCUGGGGGCUAGAUGCUCCCUUCAGCCGGCCACUAGUGUCAGUACGCUGACCUCCAGUCUAGGGGAACCCCAGGCUGAGAGCCCAUGUGUGGAGGAUCUAAUGCUGAGAAGGGACACUCUGGAGGAGCUAAGUCCUACUGACAGGGACCCGAAACAGGGCUAUUUACCCAGUGAGGGGGGGCUGGAGCCAGAGAAGGCUGUGGAGGAGGAGGAUGUGGAAGAUGGGGAGAGCUACAAGGAAGAUAUACUGAUGGGAGACGACCAGGUAGCCGACUUUGCCAGCUCAGUGCUCGCAGCCAUCUCCUGCUGGCACUAUAGAGCCAGGUCUUUGCUUUCUACUCACUUCACAACGGAUGAUCAGAACGAAGAUAUUGCUGAGCUGAAAACUCUGCCAAGAGAGGAUGCAGAAGCUUACAGGCAGGUGGAAAAACAUGAGGCUGAUGCUCUGAAAGAAAGUUGCAGCUUGCAGGUCAGUAUGCAGGAGCCGUGCAAUCUAGACUGUCUUCCUCAAGCAAAUGAGAGCAAUCAGCUGGAAGAGGAUCACUUCCAGUGCCCUGAGUCUCCUGUGACCCCCUCAGAACAAGAAACUGAGACCUCAGGACCUCAGGAUAGCUCAAGAGAAACUGGAGAGGAAGAAGAAGGAGAGAGUGAUUCCUCUGGUCUUCAAGUGGAGGAGGCGAGUGUACUGACAAAUGGAGAGCUCUCAGAAGAGGAAGAGGAGGUAAUCUCGGGUAAUAAAAGCAUCCUACCUUCCUCUGUGCUAGACCAGGCGAGUGUGAUAGCUGGACACUUCAGGGGCAACCUAUCUAGACGGAGCAGUGUAAUGUCAGAGGACAUGGGUUCACUUGUCUGCCCCUCAGAGUCCGCGGAUGAUGAUGCCUUCCACAGCCCUUCAGCUUGCAUGGAUUUUGAGAAACAGACCCAAAUGCUGCUCAGCUCCUCAGCAGAGCUGAAAACUAGCUCAGAGGCUAAUCAGUCAGUUCCUGUGCAUGAACUUGGGCUGAAUGAAGGGGAACGCAGGUCUACGCUCUCCAAACAAGAUCGCCUCCUCAUCCACAAAAUUCGACAGUACUACGAGCACGCUGAGCACCAAGAUGCUAACUUCAGCAUCAAGCGCAGGGAGAGUCUGUCUUAUAUUCCAGCAGGUCUGGUCAGGAACUUGAGCCAACAGCUUAAUGAUAAUCCUGCUCCUCAGGAGAGGGCCGUCCCAGCUCUUAGGAAAGGUCUCUCUCAGAACAGGCCUACAUCUUGGUCUGUGUUUGACCUUCCUGGAUUACAAACGAGUCAAAACACUGAAAAUUAUGUGCCACAGAGAUCAUUCGAGGCCCAGGCUAGUUCUAACAGCAUUUCAGACAAUUCAGGCACAGAAGAGGAAUUCAGGCCUUCAUCAGAAAUGCUCAAGGUUUGGCAAGACAUGGAAAAUGAGGGACAGAGCCAGGAAGCCCAGCAGGAUGCAGAGGAGAAAGUUAGUGAGUCAUUAUUAGAAGUGGCACACGACAUCAGCUCUGAUACUUCAGAUGCUAAAACCGAUAAGCAAUCACCUCAGGUCCUAGACGAGUCUGAAAUGAGCACCGCCUCCAAUACCCUCUCCACGUUGUCGCCUAUCCCAACUUGCCAAGGAGGAUCUGGUCAGGGCUCCGAGAUCCCGGUGUUUCAAGAGAUCGGUAAAGACAACCAAGGUCAACUACCCAAGAUCAUUAGCUUCCGAACAAGCAUAGAUGAGGACCAGAUCCUUCAAGACAUGGGAAAGAUGAAGAACAAGGUGUUCCAGUUGGCUCGUCAGUACAGCCAGCGCAUUAAAAAUAACAAACCCAUUGUUUGGCAAAGGAGCCGAGAAACUGCAAACCAGGAAGGCUUCAGGGACAUGCCUGCUGUCCACGAGGAGAAGCUGCAGCUUAGAAAAAGGGGUAAACCAAGCCUAAGAUUGCCCAUGAAUGCUUGCAAUCAAGCAGUUAUCCCUGAACUCCAUUCUCCAAGUCCAGUCCUGACUCCCAGCUCUGGAGCCAGCUCCCAGAGCACAGUUACCUGCCCGCAGAGCCCGGAGAUGGAGACCUUCCAUUGGCCUGAUGUUCAGGAGCUGCGCUCCAAAUACACGGAUGCAUCCCAGUCCUCAAAAAUAACCCAUAGCUGCACAGUCCUGAGUGGGAUGGACAAGUGUAAUGGCUGUGAACAUAAAUACAGUAGCUCCUCAGAUCUUCGUAGGUCUGUGACAGACUCUGAAACACUUAGAAAGCAAUCUGAAACCACACGCAGAGACAAAGGCUCCGUAGUAGAAGACUGGCCCCCACACCAGAAACGCUCUCGACUCUAUCCCCUGCUGUGCAGGUGGAAAUCUUUGGACCAUAUGCCUGGGUCUUUACCCCUUCAUGAAGUACAGAACCUUCAGGAUCCUGCCAGGACCUGCCUUAAGGUCAGCCAAGCACAAGAAGGGGAUAACCUCUGUCCCGAGGGCGUAGACAGUGCAGCAAAGUCUGAUCUCCUGAGUUCAGGGAAGACCUCAGAGAGCAAACUUGUGAGAAGCUUACGAGAGAAGUUCCAGAACUUGAGCACAAGUUCAUGAACAUGUGAAUUAUGUAUAUUUUUAUUAGAAUUUGAAACAUUAUCUGACAAAUAUCUCAUACUUGUCCCAACACCCAUUUUUCAUGUUUAUUCUCUUAAAAGAAUGCAACUUUGUGACUGUGCAGUGUUUUUACUAUAGGAGACACCCUGACAUGAUCGCAGCACAGUGUAACACCAGAGACAUAUUAAUGGCUAUUGUCUUCUUAUAAAAUAUGAAUUAUAAUAUUUACACACUGGGUAAAUGUCUGCACAAAGUCUAUGUAGAAAUAUGUAUAUAAUCUCCUGUAUGAAAUGGGAAAACUGGUUGUACUCCCACUGUUAGUGAUUCUUGCUACAGUCGGUAUAGCAAUAUUUCUAUGUAACUGUCAGGGAAGCUCUGACUGAUGUCAGCUCUGCUAUUAGAACAGCCUGUGUCCACAUACCAAAGAUGUUUGCCAUUUUUGUUUUUUAAUUUUGUUUUUAGCAAGUGAUCCUAGCAGUCGUUUGCUUUGUCAUUUACUGUAGCUGCUUCUAAAACGUGUUAAACAUCACUGGAGCUUUAGCCUUCUCAGCAAGUUGUAUAUUUUCUUAAACAUUAUUUAUAAAACUGUAUAUUUGGGAAAUAUUGGCCUCUUGUGAAUACUCAGCUUAGAGCAACCUCAUUUUACUUUUCCAUUUCAGAAAAUGCACUGUUUCAUACUCGCAGUUUCCCAUAUUUUGAAUAAAAACAGAAAUGUCCUUGUCAGUUAUUGGUAAAUGUGCGUUACUGCAGAUCCAUUCAUACCGUGGUUGACUUGGCUUCAAAGACAGCCUUCUAUUUACAUCAAAUAAAUUCAUUUAAAGGCGA